AAACAAUCGUGUAUAAACAUAAUUUUGAACUAUAAACUUUUAAAAAAUCAUAUCCAAUAAAAUUUCAUUUUUUAUUGGGGGAGUAUGAGAUUUCACUUAAAAGAAAAAAAAAAGAAAAAAUCAGUGGCGGGUAAGGAGUGAGGAUCCGCGUGAUUAGCUCAACUAACUUUUUGAAAUUUGAAAAAACAGAGGCACCGGAUGGCUUUGACGGUUUCUCUUACCUUAUCUUAAAACUCCCAAUCAUUAAAAUCAGAGAGUGCGGCACGCAAACCGAUGGUGAUUUUCAUCACAGAAUUUUUUAUUUUUAUUUUUAUUUUUAAAAAAGGAAAAUAUUUGAUUUGAUCAAUUCACAGAUCCGAUAUUUCUUCAUAGUUGAUCUGAAUAAUUUUCAGCAUAAGUUUUAUGAUCUUUACCAAUUCCCGAUGUAUUGGAAUAUAGUUGCAAAUGUUGAUCACUUUGUGAAAAUUUGAUCCAUAGUUCUGUUGAAAGGCUCGAUAAUCCAGACGCGAUUCACCGGAGAAAAUUUUUAGAUUUGGAAUAGUGAUUAGAAAUAAUGAGCGGAGAAGCACAGACGAAGCUUGACGAUGAUCAAAUAGCGGAGCUACGUGAGAUAUUCCGGUCAUUUGAUCGGAACAACGACGGAAGUUUAACGCAGCUUGAACUGGGAUCAUUGCUCCGAUCAUUAGGAUUAAAACCGAGUGACGAUCAAUUGGAGGAUUUGAUUCAGAAAGCAGAUAGGAAUAGCAAUGGAUUGAUAGAGUUUUCGGAGUUUGUUGAGUUAGUGGCACCGGAGCUUAUACAGGCGAAAUGUCCGUAUUCGGAGGAACAGUUGAAGAAGAUUUUUCAGAUGUUUGAUAGGGAUGGCAAUGGAUUGAUUACGGCGGCGGAGUUGGCGCAUUCGAUGGCUAAAUUAGGUCAUGCACUUACCCAAGAGGAGUUAACAGGGAUGAUUAAGGAAGCUGAUAGGGAUGGUGAUGGUUGUAUUAGCUUUGAGGAGUUUGCUCAGGCGAUGACUUCUGCUGCGUUUGAUAAUUCGUGGGCAUGAACUUACGCGUUUUUCUUUCUGGUGAAAGAAAGCAGACUGGGCUCGGACAAGAACCCAUUUUAAUCAGCGAAGCUGCCUUUGUGGAAAUAGAUGGGGAUGUUUCAAAUGAGUUCAUAGUUCAACUUGAUUUUUCCAAUUUUGCCACUCUUCGUUUUGUUUUUGUUUAUUGUUUUAUCUUUUGGGAGGCAAGUUUUUGUAGCAUAAUCCAUUAUUACAGAAUGAAAAGCUUUUGGAAGGAUGAAA
Messenger RNA from Capsicum annuum, 1288 nucleotides. RefSeq names its product probable calcium-binding protein CML18. Gene Ontology annotation, molecular function: enzyme regulator activity; calcium ion binding. The coding region runs from base 554 to 1045 and encodes 163 amino acids. The transcript is spliced from 2 exons. Lineage: Eukaryota; Viridiplantae; Streptophyta; Magnoliopsida; Solanales; Solanaceae. The record is from RefSeq and is a predicted model, not a curated record.